This is a messenger RNA of Aspergillus melleus, 1458 nucleotides long. RefSeq lists its product as uncharacterized. The record is from RefSeq and is a predicted model, not a curated record. The transcript has 3 exons. Bases 1 to 1458 code for a protein of 485 amino acids. NCBI's taxonomy places the organism in Eukaryota, Fungi, Ascomycota, Eurotiomycetes, Eurotiales, Aspergillaceae.
AUGGCUUCUCAAGAUUAUCCGACUCUCCCCCGCCAACCCACACUCUCUCAACUGCCUCCCGAAUACCCCACCGACGCUCAGGACCAAAUCUCCCACGUCCUCUCCAACUCCAAGCUCAACCGUCUCGUCGUGCUCGACGACGACCCCACUGGCACGCAGACAUGUCAUGAUAUCUCCGUCCUCACCGUCUGGGACAUCCCCACCCUAAUCGACGAGUUCCGCCAGCCCUCCGCCGGCUUCUUCAUCCUCACCAACUCGCGCGCCCUGUCCCCCGCGGACGCCGAGGUCCUGAUCCGCACCAUCUGCGAGAACGUCUCUCAAGCCGCCACAGCCACCAACCAGACGGUCGACAUCGUCCUCCGCGGCGAUAGUACCUUGCGCGGCCACUUCCCACUCGAGGCUGACGUCGCCACCACCGUCUUCGGCGCAACCGACGCCUGGGUCCUCGCGCCCUUCUUCUUCCAGGGCGGCCGCUUCACCAUCAACGACGUGCACUACGUCGCGGAGGGCGAGAACUUGGUUCCCGCUGGUAAGACGCAGUUUGCGCAGGAUGCUACCUUCGGCUACAAGAGCUCGAAUUUACGGGACUAUGUCCUUGAAAAGGCUCCCGGACGGUUCGACCCCAAACAGCAGCUCCAUUCUGUCACUAUCGACGAGAUCCGCACGGGUGGUCCAGACGCGGUGUUUCGGAAACUGAUGGCCCUGCCGAAGGGAGGCGUCGUGGUCGUCAAUGCUGCUGCGGAGUCAGAUAUGCAUGUUUUCGUGGCGGGCUUGCUACUAGCCGAAGCUCAAGGAAAACACUAUCUCUACCGCACAGGCGCCGCCUUCGUCUCGACCCGUCUCGGCAUCCGCUCCAAACCCCCUAUCUCAGCCAGAGACCUGCACCUCCCCAACCCGCGCACAACAGGCGGCCUAAUCCUCGCAGGCUCCUACGUGCCCAAGACAACCGCGCAACUGAAGGAGCUGGUAGACCGACGUGGUGCUUCUGAUCUCGCCAUCAUCGAAAUCAACGUCGAAGAUCUAAUCGCGGCUUCGACGUCUUCGAACAGUACCGCAACAGCAGAAAUUAUAAACCAGGUCGUGCGCGACACAGAGCGAAAUCUAUCCGCGGGAAGAGAUACGUUGGUCAUGACGAGUCGGAAGCUGAUUACCGGCGAGGACGAGCUUUCGUCGUUGCGUGUGGGCUCGAAAGUCGCGGAGGCGUUGGUGGAUGUGUUACGGGGGGUGGAGGUGAGGCCGAGAUAUGUUAUUGCGAAGGGCGGAAUCACCUCCUCCGACGCAGCCACGAAAGGCCUAAACGUGAAACGAGCUCUAAUAGUCGGACAAGCCGCGCCCGGCGUCCCUCUAUGGCGAUGCGACGAGCCGACCUCGCGCCAUCGCGGGGUUCCCUUCGUAGUGUUUCCGGGAAAUGUAGGUGGCGAGACGACAUUACGUGAUUUGGUGGAGGCGUGGAGUUAA